AGCAUUAAGUCUAAGUGAAGAUGUCGGAGAUCCUGUGCAGGUGGAUCAACUCUGAGCUGGGACUAUCAAAAACAGUCGAGCCGCUGUCCCUGGCCAGAGAAUUCUCUAACGGCUACCUGUUUGGUGAAGUUCUGCACAAACACCAGCUCCAGCAGGACUUCCACCUCUUCUCCAAACACAGCACAGCCAAUGCCAAGCUAAACAACUUCACGCGUCUGGAGCCCACGCUGCAGCUCCUGGGCGUGCCCUUUGACCUGGGCAUGGCCAAGGCGGUGAUGCAGGGCCAGCAGGGGGCGGCCACACGCCUGCUGUACCAGCUCUAUAUCCUGCUGCAGAAGAAGAAGCGCCUGGGGCUGACGGGCACCAUGCUGGAGACCAUGCAGCCUGCGGCGGUGGCCAGACUGCACCGAGUGGAGAAGCAGAUCUACACCCAGCGCUUGAGGGCGAUGGUAAAGCGGGAAGCAGAUGUGAAGAUGCAGAAGAUCGCACAGAGAUUUGAUAAGAGAGGACGCGAAGCCUACAGCCGCUCAGUGAUCGCUGAACUGGAGCGAGAGGAGAGACGGCGCCACCUGCAGGAACAGAUGAGACUGCAGGACAUCCAGAAGCAUCGACAGGCACGUAAGAAGCAGCAGGAGAUCAUGGACCGUAUUCAGACAGCUGUAGUACAGGUCCCCAAACCACCGGCGAGUCUCUCUGUCCGAACAAUGAGUAAACACAGACCACACCAGAACCUGGACCUUCAGAAGGUUCAUCAUCAGAUCAGUGAAUUUGAGAAGAACAUGAAGAGACUGUCUCCUGCAUCCUGUCCAGCCUCCGUCAGCGUACAGCUCAAUGACAUGAUGAUGGAAGACUGGAGCAGUGCAUACGUUCAGAAGAUCAGGCAGCGCUUGGAGGAGGACGCCACGGCACGGGAACAGCGAGAGAAACGUCGCCGCCGAGCGCUAGUCCAGCAGCUGCACGCACACCAGAGCCACGAGGAGAUGUUGCGGGAGGAGCAGCUGAUGGCGCGGCUGAUGCGUCAGUCUCAGCAGGAGAAGCGGAUCGCGGUGCAGUUGAUGCAGAUCCGGCAGCAGAAGGAGGUUCUGAGGCAGAACCGCAUCCUGAGGGAGCGACAGAUCCAGGAACAGAGGCUCAGGGACUUCCAGCAGGCUCUCGACCGAGACGCGGCUCUGCUGCAGCAGGACCGGGUUAAUCGGGAGGCGGAGCUGUGUAAAGAGCGGGAACUUCACCAGCGUCUUGCUGCUGAGCGCGCUCACGCCAAACACCUCAAACACUUCAACAUCUGCAGGGGGAUUCUCGACCAGAUCGUGGACCUGGCAACCAAAGCGGGAGAAUACCGUCUGCUCACUGCUAAUCGGAUCCCUGUGAAGAUGAUGAGGGAGUGGAAGGAGCUGUGGUUGAGCGGGAAGCCGCUGUACGAGUCGAGCCCUGAGGAGGACGUCGAGAUGGAGAAACUCCACAUCCUCAACGAGCAGGACUACAGCGACUACACCAGUAUGACGGGGGAUUGGACUUGGCUGAAAGAAGGUGAGAGGAAAGCUCCGCCCCCCAAUAACGACGUCCUGGGUCACAUUGUCAGUCAUCUGCGACACCUGGUUAACCCACCUGAGCUGGUAGCUCCGCCCCCCGCCCUCCCCCACUACACUCUCAAAGCCUGCGUCCUGGGAAAGGCCUGCUCUGGAAAGACCACCUGCCUCACCCGGAUCAGCCAGGUUCAUGGGCUCCAGGUUCUGUCAGCUGAUGCUCUGGUCCAGGAGGCGCUGGAAGCUCACUGCUCUGGAGAACCCGAGAGCGAGGUGGAUACAGGAAGCAGCGACGACCCCCAGCAGGAAGCGGAGACAAAUGAGGGGACGGUGUCAAUGUCCACUUCACACACAGAGCCGGGAACUCACACACACUCCCAGAGCCUGGAGCAGGGCUUAAAGUCUUUGCGAGCUGAGCGUGGUGCUGCCAUGGUGACGGCUCUUACAACAGGCCGAGGUGUUCCUGAUGACCUGCUCAUCGACAUCGUCACAGACGCCAUCAGGAGGGUUCCGGCAGAUCAGGGAUGGGUUCUGGACGGGUUCCCCAUGGAGCUUUCUCAGGCUCGGCUGCUGGAGAAGGCUCUGGGCGGAGCUGAACUGGAUCAGGAACACGCGGAGGGGCGGGGCAAGAGUCACGAACUGGCAGUGGACAGAAACGCCCCUCAGGCUCCGCCCCCAGCCUUACCUGUCCUGCACCUGGCCGUGCUGCUGGAGGUGUCGGAUGAGCAGGUUCUGGAACGACAUCAGCACUUGAAGGAACGAGAGAUAAACCCCGAGCACACAGAGAGGAGUCAGGAGCAGGUCCAGCACAGGAUCCUGGGUUUUCAGGACUCGUGGCCGAGGUUGGAGACGUGGUUUGGGGAGACACAGAAGAUCCUGGUGAAGGUGGACGCAGGUGUAGAUGAGGACACGCUGUACAGAAGGGUGGAGGCGGAGCUCUUACACGCCAUGCACACUGCCGCUAAGACAGGGACACACACAGAGGACGACACUACAUCAGACACUACAGACGGACAGAAAGCUGAAUCAGAACCACACGGUAAGUCCAGGAAGGUGUCAGCUGAAGAGGCCCCGCCCCCUGAGCCUGGCUCCGCCUCCUGGGUGUACGUGGAUGAGCUGUUACCCAAGGACAUGUCGGAGAACCUGCUGUCACACUGGGAGAUCAUAUGCAGCUCAUACGUCUCCAAUGUUAAAGCAGUGCUGCAGAACCUGCGCAAGGAGCGAAACCUCAUCAUACACCACCUCUACAACAUCAGAGAGGAAUAUAAACAGUACCUGAUGAGGAUGGACCUGAAGCAGGACUUUGUGAGUGCGUGGCAGCGAGAAUAUAACAGUGUGUCAGACGACAUGAGACACGAAGAGGAGACCAAAUCAGAACUGCACCAGAGACUGGAGGAUCUGCGUGAGCGUCUGAAAGAUAUCUGUGAAAAAAGAAAAGACGAGGCGCUGCAGGAGAAAGCAGCAGUUACAGAAGACGGCUGGAUCGAGACUCACACUUCUGUUCUCAUUAACCACUACUGCAUUCUUAUACAGGUGGAGGUAGACAGGUUCCACUACACUCUGCGUCUCCUGAAGGAUUAUUACUCAGGGAUGUACAGGGGCGUUGUACCUGAAACAGCACCUGAAGUCACCUGCAUCAUGCUGCUGGAUAUCGCCGACGGCAACAGCAACCAACCUGAGAGAACGAAGAGCUCUACAGGUUCAGCUGCAUCUGAGAGACUUACGAAGAGCACUGGGAAAAAAGACACUGAGUCUGAGGAUAAGAAGAAGCCCAGAGUGCCCUCCUCGACAGACUCCUCCAAGCUGAAGGACACUGUCCACCCUGAUGAGAAGCUGCUGCAGGACGCCCAUCACACUGCUGUCACAGCUGUCACACAGCUGGCGAGAGCGGAGCUGCAGCGGUUGGUGCAGGAGGAGAGUGAGGAGGUGCAGCCGCAGGUGGAGAAACCGGCACAGACCCCCGCCCCCGCCCCACAGUCCGCUAAAGACAAGAAGAAAGGGGCCAAGAAGAAAGAUCCCCCCUCCCCCCCUCAGGAGCCCGUCCUGCCCCGCCCAGUGAAGGAGAGUGCUGAGGAAGUGCAGAAGAAGAAAGUGAGGAACAGAAUGAGACAGGAAUACAAAGCUGCACUACAUCAUGAGGAGCGCUCUGUAUGUGUGUGUUUGGAUCGGGUGAAGCUGCAGUGUGUGGAGACGUUGCGAAGCCUCCAGAGUCGAGCAGAAGUGUCUCACAGAGAGAUAGAGGAGUGGGGCGUGGCUCGCUUCCUGUCCGAGGUCAACAGUGUUGAUCAGCUGACAGACGUCGUCAGUCACCACAUUGAGAGCGAGUCACUGAUCACACACGAGCUCAUACUGGCGUCCAACGUCUUAUACAUUGAUGGAGACACACGUGUGGUGGAGACUCCGCCCCCUCCGGCUCCUCCACCCCCUACUGAAGUGACCAAUCAGGGCUCUCUGUCUCUAACUGUGCAGCAGCUCUACAGCCUGCAGUCCCACCUGCUCAACGUCGCCCCCACAGGUCUGGUGUCCUGCGUGACUUUGUCUGAGGUUCUCACUCUCUCGGUGGGUUCAGAUCUUCUGUCUGAUGCCUGGAUGCGACUCACAGACCCACAGGACUAUGAGAUGAUGGAUUGGCGUCAGUUCCUGUUGAGCGCCGCCCGCCCCUGGCCCCUCCCCUCACAGACACAACUAAUAAACACACUAACACGCUUCAAGGAGAUUGACACGGCAGGGGGCGGAGUCAUCACACUGCAGCAGUAUCUACAGGUGGAGUUGUGGUUUCCCACUCAGAGAGAACGUCCUGAUCCUGAUGAUCUGACUGAACCUCAACCCUACGACAGACUAAACAACCUUAGGAAGUUGUUCUUCACUCUGUUCUCAGACUCCGCCCACUCUCCCCCCGUGUGUGACUACAUGAACAUGCUGCUGUAUUUCUGCUCUCAUCCUGAUCCAGCACGCGGCUUCACCAGAGCACUGAGUCUACUGACACAGCACACACUGCGCUACACACACACACACACCAUCGGCCUGCUGCAGUCCAAUGUCACAGGCGAUGUGUGUGAUGAUGAAGAGGAGGAGAGUGAGGGUGAUGAAGGUGGUGUCUCAGUGGAUGAUGUAAUCAGAGUCGUGAAUCGCAGAGUCUCAUCUCAACAACACACCAAAAGUCAGAACACAGAGGAGCUGCGGCAGGAUCUGGAGGAGGUGUUCAGAAACCAUGGCUUUAAUCCUGAGGAGAAAAUGCCGUUCCAUUUGCUUUCCCAGCAGUCUGUUGUGCAGGAGCUGAUGGAGUCAUCACAGUACCUGCUGGCAGACUUCUCCAGAGCCGUGGAGUCUCAGCAUGUCUCAUCAGUAGACGAUCCCGGCAGUGAGAAGACGUCUCACACCUCACCAGGAGCCGAGUAACUCCACGUUCCAGUGUACACAUAUACACACACACACACACACAGCAUUACACCUGUAGUCACUCACACACACUUUACCUGGAACUGCUUUUGUGAGUUUAUUACUGAAAUGACUUUCAGCUCAGUCCAGUGAUUAGCAUCAACCCUUCAGCUUAGCAUUAGUGCUAAUGACUGUGAUGUAGCUAACAGAUGCUAACAGAGAUAGAUUUAACACACACACACACACACACACACAC
Messenger RNA from Clarias gariepinus (North African catfish), 5157 nucleotides. RefSeq names its product sperm flagellar 2 (gene spef2). Bases 21 to 4922 code for a protein of 1633 amino acids. Gene Ontology annotation, molecular function: protein binding. Gene Ontology annotation, biological process: sperm axoneme assembly. The transcript is spliced from 37 exons. Gene Ontology annotation, cellular component: sperm midpiece; manchette. The record is from RefSeq and is a predicted model, not a curated record. Lineage: Eukaryota; Metazoa; Chordata; Actinopteri; Siluriformes; Clariidae.